Molecule: messenger RNA, 17747 nt
Organism: Halichondria panicea
Lineage: Eukaryota; Metazoa; Porifera; Demospongiae; Suberitida; Halichondriidae
Exons: 58
Coding region: 209-17599 (5796 amino acids)
Molecular function (GO): ubiquitin-protein transferase activity; ATP hydrolysis activity; protein binding
Source: RefSeq, a predicted model, not a curated record
ACUAGCCGGUACAAACUGCACUGUACACGUACACUGCUAUAGCGCUAGUAUAGUACUAGACCAAAUGCAUUCUGUCUGCGCUGCAGCACGACAGUGAGCUACUAGCUACUAGCUACUUUCUGGAGCAGCUUUACUGUAUCUACUGUUAACCCAAGCAACAUAAAAAGGCGUGUCCAGCUCAAACGGUUCCUCUACUACUGCUGGUGGUAUGGCAGAACCUAACCAGCACUUGAUACCACCCUCUGCUACCAUAACAAAAUCCCCCGAGGACGUUGCUGGUGAUGGUCACCCCCUGAGUGACCCCAACAGCUCGUUCACCGUCCUCGAGUAUUCUUCUAGUCCCUCGCAUGCCGCUGAGGCUCGGAAACGCAGUGGACCACACCCACCUCCAGAUCCAGAUAACCUAUGGCCACUUGAAGAGGUGGACCAUGGUCGUCGCUCACUGCGCACUAAGACAAUCAGCAUCAUGAAUGGUCUAAAGCUUCGGCUCAAAGGUCGGACCACCCUCAUUGCUGCUUACACAUAUGCCUUGUUCCCACGCAUGGAUAAGUGUGUACCUGUGGAUUGGAAAAUUCUCGUCACUGACGAUGUGCAGAGUCAGCACAUUCGUUGCCACCCGUUACAAGAUGGAGACGAGCUGUCUAUGUUAGUAUCCAACUUCAAAGAGCAGCAUGCCAAAGCUGUGAUCCUCGUCAACACACAAGACAACUACUCAAUUGCCCCUCAGUUCUUGAAAGGUAUGAAGAAGAGUAGCAUCCCAAUAGUAGUCAUCACUCAGUGUGACGGUGCCAGCCUCUUGGCCAGCCUGGAAACACAUGGUGACGAUGUCCAAGCCCGAUUGGACGCUGAGAGUGAUGUGGACGCCCUCGUUGGAGGAGGGCAAGAAGAGUCCUCCCUUACCUCUAGACAAUCCCCCGGUCCAACUAGGAAAAAGUCUGAUAAAGAAGGACCAGGUAUGAAGCAGAGGUUGAAAGGUUUGUUUGGUAGUGACAAAGGUUCGACAGUGGAUCUGGGGGCAGAGCUGAAAAAGCUUAUGUUCACUGUGGACAAGAAGCCAGCGCUUAUAUCCGACGAUCCAGCCAAGUUCAUUAUGGUGAUGUCCAUCCUCACAAACUACGAGAAACAGGCAAAAGAGGACGGUAAUCACACCACGGUCAAAGAAACUCUGAAGAAGAUAAAACCACAUAUAGACGAGCUAUUUUACAAGGACCUUCCCUUCUACCUAGUAUUUGCCUAUCGUCUUCACAUCCGAUCCACCUUUUACCAGUGUGAAGAGAUGGGACCAUUUAUCAUAGCGUGCUUGAAUAAGAUUGAGAGCUUACAAAUCCAACAGCUAGCCCAGACAAUAAACGACUUCGCUAAAAGGGGAGACUUUGAAGUAAUGUGUGGCACUACAAAGGAGGAAGAAAGUGUGGGCAUGUUCUGGUUCAUGGAGUGUGCUUGUCAGGCGUUGUCGGAGGUCUCUCAAAAUCUAAACAACCGAGCCUCUGUUCAGAGUCAGAGUCAAGGACCUGCAACCAACGUGAGACCGGUCCAUCCCAACUUCUGCUACACUAGAAUGAUGUGGUUGUCAAUGGCUCUCAAGUUUCACUGUGAGCGGACCCAAAUUACCAGAUCAACCCCCCGACUUUGGUAUGACAGGUUUAUCAACUACCAUCCUCGUAUCGUCCUCACCGACGCUAUGAUCAGAGAUUUGGUGGAUGGAUUGGAUUUUGGACGUCUCCUAUAUCUACCAAAGGAGGUUCAUUUCAGUUUUCAUCACAUGACAGAUUUAGUUGUGUCAGAAAGAUGCAUUCGACCGUUCAAACAUAUUCGGCACUUUCUUCGCUCCAUGGAGCAGUUUCUUGAGACAGAGGAUGAACUGUUCCACAUACUCACUCAGAUCAGGGCCACGUACACCUCCAAGAUAAAGGAACCAGGUUUCUCUAUGUCCAACGUCAGCCUUCUUGGAACACUGGCUGACACCAUCACUGAGGCUCUCAAUUUUCUAGACUUCUUGUUGGGUGUCUGGGACAAACGCAAGUUCAGAGAUGUGUCUAUCGACUCUGAGUGUACCAACUGGCUGCAGCUGCUCCUGGGGUUGGUGGAAAUCACUCGGGACCACUCCCACACACUUCUCAACAGUUUUUUCAGGAAAAAUGGCGUCUGCAAAAAGUAUCGAAGACUCAUUGUCAAACAAGUUCUUGAUACCACUCACCAACACUUCGACAAACUGAGUAUUCAACAAUUCUUCACUCUGUACAAGGCCUUCAGAAUCUGGCCCAACAAGUUUCUUGGUGAGUACUUGGAAUCGUACAACGUUCCUAUAAACACCAAGAUCAACGACGGUACGUGCAAAGAAUUUUUUGGAGAGGUGGUGGAUAGGUUUCCCGCUGCACAUGAGCACUACUAUCUUCUCGGCUUCCUCAUGAAGAUUUCUGAGCGUUAUCGUGAAGAUAACUGUGCAAUGAACUUUGUCCUGGACCUCGUUAAACUGGGAGUGCCAAAGUUGCUCGGAGCACCUGAUCAGGGAAGCUCUGAAGACGCUGACAUUGAACGAGCUAUGGAGAUACAGAAGAAGUUCACCGUCAUGCUCAGAAACUACAUACGUGGGAACGCCCUCAAGCAAACCAUUCUCCAGCAGAUGACCGAGAUACUGAAUGCCAUCUCUGAUGAGAGGGACGAGUUCCAACAGCUCAUUCUGAGAGUCCUCUAUCAAGAAGUGAUCCCUGAGUUCAAGGUUCUUCAAGACCUUGAGUCCAACACCGAAACAACCGGUCGAAUGUUCAGAGCCAUCAUUAAGUACUCCAUUGACUACCUCUGCAAGUCACUCAGCUGGCUGCAAGCUCUCACAGCUAAACAAACCUUUUGUUGGGGACUUGUUGCUUCCUCUUCAUCUCGUGUGCAUGUGACUGCUGAGAAUUUUGAUUGGCUCCACAACUAUUCGUAUGUGAUAUCUGAGCUGGGAAAGCUGUUUAAUACCUACUGCACUGGGAAGAAGCUCUCUGAAAAUCAAAGUGUGAUCGUUAACAGUCUCCCUAGUGACAUCGCUAUGAGUCGUUGCGAUGAUGUCACACGUUACUUUGAAUGGAUUAGCACAAUUCAAGGCAUCUUUCAAACCUGGAAAAGAAAAUUGGAAUCUCAUGAUGUUAACUAUGACGAGAUCCUGACGUAUGCCUCCUGCCACAUUGAGAUAGAGAGGCUCUGCCAAACACUGUGCUCCACAAUUCUCAUCAUAGACUUCCAAAUAAUCCAGACAGUAAAGAACACUUUUCUGACAGAUUUUGAGCUGUUGAAUGCCUACCUCCUCCGUUACAUACCACAACAUCCUGAUGCAAAGUGGUGUAACUUUCUCGUCAUUUUGAAAGAGUAUGGAGUGACCCUCCCACAACACCUCCUCACACCUAUUGAGAGAUACGUUGUCUUCCCUGACGAUAAGAGCAGAUCAAAAGACGAGCUUCUCAAACAUCCUGUUCCAGCAGGGACACACGGUCAGUUCCAACCCGGCAGCAAUGAGUUAUCGCUUCGUCUAACCAAUGAGUUCACUCUAAAAGAACUUUCUGAAAUGAUACAAGGAAUAGGAGAAUUUCAAGAUACCCUAAUUGAACAUAUGGAUAUGCUCAUCUUUUUCAAGCUAAACCACAGCGUAAUGUUUGACAAGUACCUCCGAGUGGAGAUUGGGCAAGCUAUCGAUUCGGAAACAGAACAAGCCAAACUACAAUCUGUCUUUGAACCCCCUAGUCUAUCAAUGUUCAAAUUCUCUUCUCCUCGAAGUAUGUUCUUGUCUUCGGCAAAACCAAAGAAAAAGAAAGAAGGUGUGUCAGUUGAUAUGUUGCAGAAAUCACUCCAGAACACAAGUGAAUUGCUCAUGAAGAUUAUGAGGGGAGAGGCUGCUUAUGCUGACAUCAUUGCACAGGGUAAACUGGACCUUGAAACCCUCGAUAUAGAAAAUGAAUUCACAACUCUCAAAAGCUACUUCUUGACCUUGAAUAUCACUCAGUCAGAAUCUGAAGGGCUCGCUGGUGUUCGAAGUUUACUAGAACUGUUCCAAUACACCAAGCACAUACAGAAGAUACAAGAUGCAUGUGAGCAGUAUCAUUUGGAUGGGUGUCUGCAAGACUCAGAGCUGGAAGUAAUUAAAUUCCUCGUCAGAGAUGUCGAAUCCGAAGGCAACCGCUCGAAGUUAACCCCAAUCGACGCCAGUCAGAGAAUGGAGCGAAUCAAAACACUUCUCUGUCUUGCACCUGAUCCUAAUUCCAAAGUGAAACCUCGAGAUAAUUGCUUGGAAGUUUUCCCUGCAGUAGCUAACAGUGCUGAGUUUUAUCAAUUUAUUCGAGACAAACAAUUUUACGGACAGAAGGGACAGAUCACUUUCCAUCAGCAGUACCAGCUAAUCACGGCUCAGUUGCAGCAUGAGGAGUACGAUGAAUCUGUUCUGAACCAUCUUCUGGCAGCCUUCAAUGUCAUGACGCCAUUCUUGGACCAGAAGCAGAGUUUCAAGGAGCUUAUGACCAAAGUAACUCGUCUUGAUACGACCAUUGGGCUAAAGCAGCUGGAGACUGUCAACAGCAACAUCACCCUCAUUAGACUCUGGUUCUCAAGAGCUGAGGGAGACACCCUCCAGAACGUUGCCAUGGAACUAGACAAAGUCAUGGAUACUGGUUACUACUCAUUCAAACUACCCACGGACGGAGAGGCUCAAAUGACCCUAGAGUACAUACCCUCCAGUAUUCAAACCUCGAACACUUUCGAAGAGGGUGUAGAUGGCGGAACGACUGUCCGUAGUCGUUCAUCCUCCUCCCAGAUCUCUAAACUAGAGACACAGACUAGUGACUUGGAACGGGGUAUGAGUAAGAGGUCCAAACCGGAGCAGUGGAACUCAGAGCAAAUUGGUGACUUUGUGCGUAAGCUUGGCUUUAUGGACACUGAGAGAGAAGGAGGAGAGAAGAUCAAGCACUUCCGACAUAUUAGCUCCAUUGCCUACCGACUACUGGAGUUGUACGGACAACUGAAAGACCUCGGAAACCCUCUCUACUUUAAGGGCACAGCGGAACCACUCUUCUGUGACGUUGAACGUACCACUGCAGACUAUCGAGUGAGAGAAACAGAGGUCAAUCUUGAGAGCUGGAAGAAACGAGUUACUGAGCUACGAAGUAACUACGACUGGUUGCUGUUUUUUAGCAUACAGAAGAUUCUGAGAUUGUACAAACUGGUGUCCGUGUGUGAGGGACGACAUGAGCAGCUACACGAGAUUGUGGCUGAGAUAAGCUUCCUCUGUCAAAAUGACGAGGCAACCAGGCAGAACUUGAAGCAACGCGUGAAGAAAGAGUUGAUAAACUGCCAGAAAGAUGUACAGAAUGAAGAGCCUCCGAUGCACACCAUUGGUCAAUUCCUUGAUGUUCUAUUCUACGAGCACCCCCUCCCCAGACGCUCUGACUCCGCCCCCCUCCUCCGAACUCGUAGCCUCACAAGUUUCUCCCUCUCCCACGACUUCACUCAGCUGCUCCACUACUGUCCUCGCUACUCACAGAGUCAGCUGAUUCAGAUGCUUAUCGGGAUAUGCUCUGGAGUGCCUGAGGCAUUCGAGGUGUUUCGUUGUCGGGCAUCUACAACCGAAGAUGAGCUCACACUGUUCUUGAAGAGGGCUGCCAGACACUCACUACGCUCUAUUGUGUUGGAGGUCAACAAACUGCCCUUCAAACUACAGGAGAGUCUAAUGCAGCUGCACCUGCUAGUGCAGACCACGCAGGGCCAGGAGGAUAAUCCCGAGGAACUGACCACUCUUGCUGCCGCUCGUGCUUCUCCUUGCAUCCACUUCAUUGAGACUGAGCCCUCAGUGCUCAGAGACGUUCCCUGGAUACAACUUAGGGAGCACAAAGAACCCACUGUGACCUUUGAGGAUGCACAGAAAGUGUGCCAUGCUCGAGUGCUACUACCGGAAGACUAUACGUGCAUACAGCUGGUGGUGGGGGCAGCAGGUGAUGGUAAGACGCAUUACAUUAAGGAACAGCUGGAGAAUAGCGAUGCCCAGCUGACCAUCGCCGUGAACGAGGCCUUCACUCCCCUCAAGGCCAUCACAAAGCUGUGCAGUCUCCCCAUCAAUGUGUGGAGGGCAGCUAUCUUCUUCAACUUUACGAUGCUCUCUCCAGGGGACUUAGUAGACGAGAGCGAGUGGGGGCGGUACAAUCAGCUGAUGGAGGUGAUUGGUUGGUUCUUCUUUGACCUGCUCAUCCUUGGUUAUGUGGAAGACCCAGUCACUGGAAAAUCUUUCCGAGUACCUGGUGGACUUCAGUGGGCCAUCUAUAUCGAGGUUCCGUCCAGAGAAAAAAACAUGAGUCCCGGAGAAGCACUCAAACAGUUUCGAGAGGAGGUGCCGACGCUGGGGUUGCUAGGCAAACAGCACCUUAUCCGCUCAGAUAAGCCGUACAGUGUGGACGAUGAUGUGCAGCUGGUGUGCAAGUAUCUGCAGGCAUACGAGAAGGGAAUGAAAGAGAAAGGGACUAAAGGCAUCGACAGGCUCUACCGAGAAAGCGGUAGCCUGGUUAAGUUCAGCAAGGACCCCGACCUCCUCCCUCACCAGUGCCAGGAGCUACUUCGGGUGUACAUGCCCGAACACAUCCGCUCCACCAAGAUCACUCAGAGACUAUUUGUCAAGUACAUGAAGCGUCGCUGUGAGUUCCUCGACAGUCUUCCAGCAUUCAACUACAACACAGGGGGUGGGGAGUAUCUGGUUAACGAGCAUGGGCAGAAGGUGCUUACCAUCACCCAGCAACUCGGCUCCACCCUCAUGAGAACUAUGCUUAAGGAGGUCAGCGAUUUCUGUGACCCCAAGAUUAAAGACAAUUGGUCAAUGGAACCCCAUCAACAGUUGAUCUACGACUACAAGGAUUGUGGAUCGAGUUUUGGGCUCAUCUCUCUUCAUCCCGAGCAGCUGCCGGAGCCAGAGAAGGAGGCGUUCAGAAAGAUUGGUAUCAAGAUACCAUCCAUGACAGAUCUGUUCUCCCGAGACAUACUGGAUGGUCUUCUCUCUCGAGCUCUCAACAUUCAGCUGGAGAACAAUCGUUUGGUGGCCAUCGAUGACUCCGCCUAUGUCCUCACCCUCGACUACACCAUAAAGAUGCUCAAUAUCCAUGAGCGCUACGAAUGUGGCGUUCCGGUGAUUAUCGAAGGGGAGACAGGGGUAGGCAAGACAGCUCUGAUUGAGAUGCUGUCAAAGUUGUGGAACCAGUCGCUGCUGCUAGAGUGGAAGAAACAACGAGACAGGGUGGUGGAGUUCUUCGUACGCACAAUGGGAGAGAUAUCCAUUGGAGCCUCAGAGAGCUAUACGGUAUGUGUCCAGACUGUUCAGUCGAUGAGUGCCGGGCAGUACGUGAGUGAAGACAAGUUGAUUGUGCUCUGUGAACUGUGUGACGGAACCCACCGCCAGCUGUUUGUUGAGGCUCAGUCUUACCUCACCCCAAUGAGAAAUGAUCCAGUAGUGGCCCAGCUUACGCUCAAGGGUACACAGCACAAAUGCAAGGUCUCACUUGAGCAGCUGUUCCUUGAAGCUGACAAGCAGAAGACACCAGAGGCAACUGCCAUGCUUCUCCACGCUGUUCUAUGUGCCCGAAUCAAGCCCACCUUCCACAAGAUCAACGUUCAUGCUGCCAUGACACCCUCAGACAUACAGGAGCAUUUUAAACCUGUGUUCGACCAAGCAAGAGAACUUAGCGACGCCUACAACAAGAGCAAAGAGAGAGCAUACAAAAAAGACUCUGUAGACGAAACUGAUUUCAUUGAUGUCAACUCACCGUUAGCAAGCCAUAGAAGGUCUUCGACCGGAAAGAGGGCAUUAAUAUCUGUUAUGACAACUCUUGUCCCUGGCAUGGGACAUAGUGUGGAGGAAGAAGAAACCAGCAGCAAGAAUUUCACUCAUAGGAUGCCAUCCGUCACCGUGUUUCUGGAUGAGGUGAACACUUCCUCUUGUGUGGGUCUGUUCAAGGAGAUCAUUGUGGACAGGACCUUCGACGGAGAGCCAAUUCCUGAGAACGUUUUCAUAGUGGCUGCGUGUAACCCUCACCGUGGCAACAGCAUGGCAUCAUUAGGUGUGGAGGGUGGCUCCGAAAAGGAGAAGGACAAGUGGGUGAGAGGGACGUACUAUGUUCGCAAGCUACACCCCACUCUCCGAUUUCUCAUGUGGGACUACGGCUCUCUGGAUGAACAUCAGGAGAAGGAGUACAUUAACACCAAGAUGAAGAUGCUCAACAAGGACAUGUCCAACCCUGAGGUGGCCAGUCUAACUGAGUUGAUCGUGGGUAGUCAGAACAGAAUGAGGCAUUACGCUUUCCAACAGAUAUGUGCCAGCAUGAGGGGGGCAACUGAGUCCGUCAAGUACUUGGCUCGUAUUUCCUCUCGUAGCUGUGUCAGUCAGAGGGACAUUCAGCGCGUCUUUACUCUCUACCAAUGGUUUAUGAAGAUCUACAACAAACUGAAACCGCAUGAUCGCUCAGACGGACCGAGACCGUACAUUUGUCGGGACUAUAGUCGCCGAGCAGUGUUAGUAGCCAUGGGUAUAGUGUACUAUAUGAGGCUCAACAACCAAUACCGUCAAGAGUACACACAGUUUCUCGAUAAUGAGUUUCGCCUUCCAAAUGAGGUCACUUUUACCGAAGCUUUUGAGCAGGAGCUCGAUUGGUAUAUUCGACUGGUUGAGUUGCCUAAAGGGAUCGCACGCACAAGAGCUCUCAAGGAGAAUAUCUUUGCUACCAUUGUGUGUACAGUCACGCACACUCCCCUCAUUAUUGUUGGUGCUCCUGGGUCUUCAAAAACACUUUCUUUCAACCAGACCAUUGCAAAUUUGAAAGGGGCCGAGUCUCGACAGAAGAUCUUCCGUGAUACAACGAUUUUUCACUCACUCGAUCCCCACUACUACCAGUGCUCUCGACGUACAACGUCCAAUGAAAUCCAGACUGUGUUUUCCCGGGCAAUCAACCGCCAAAGAAGCCACGCUCAAUUCAACCUGCCGAUCUACUGUGUGGUGUUUAUGGACGAGGCAGGCCUUCCGGAGGAGAGCCAUGAAUCAUUGAAGGUCCUCCAUUACCAUCUUGACAAACAAGAAGUUUCCUUUGUGGCUAUCACCAACCAUGUCUUGGAUGCUGCAAAAACCAACAGAGCUAUCAGUUUAUUCCGACCCGAGGCUUCCAAUGAUGACCUUCACACACUAGCUAAAGGAUGCUUCUGUUCAAAUCCAAGUAACCCUCCACCCGAGUUGGAAGUGGACCUCAAUCAAGUUGUCCAGUUGUGUUAUCCAUACUCUACUCUGAUGGAAGGUAAAGGGUUUGCACGAUUUUACGGACUUCGAGAUUUCAUCCAGUUUGUAAACUAUUUGCGUCGUAAACGAGAUGAUAGCCAAUCCAUCAGCCCUCAAAUAGUCAUGCAAGCUCUUGAGAGAAACUUCAAUGGCUCUGAAGAUUUUGACAAAAUAUCCGGGAAGUUUUUAGGAAGUAACUUGGCUAAAGUAAAACGUAGAGGUAUUUUGGAGAUCCUACAAGCCAGCUUGGCGGACAGACCACAAGAGAAGCAGGACUUGAGUGAGAACGAAGUGAGAUACAAACUUAUUAUCGACCCCUCUGAGGAUGACUCAUUAGUUCGUCUCCUUUUCACCUUCGGCAUUCUCAAAAGAGAUAAUACUCGAAUCUUUGUAUGCAGCAACUUCCCGGCCGAUGGACAGCUGCAGAAGAUUAACACGAUUGCCGCUAUUCGUCACUCGGCCAUUGAAGGUCACACUGUAGUCAUGAGUCAGACUGACGAUAUUCACGAGAGUUUCUAUGACCUAUUUAAUCAGAGAUUCCGAAGAAUUGAUGAUCUCAAUAAAGGCCCUCGCUAUUACACUAACAUUGCCAUUGGUGCCCAUCUCCGACCAUCCAGGGUUCAUCCCAACUUUCAGUGUGUGGUGGUGGUUAAGAAGUCUGAGGUAGUCAAUACCCCAGCCCCUUUUCUGAACCGAUUUGAGAAGUACCUCAUCACUCACGUAACGAUGCUGGAGACAGCUCUCAAUCUCAUGCCACCCAGUAUUGCAUCCAUCAUCAAAGCAGCCAUGGCGAAAGUCCAAGAGUUCAUAGAGCUUGUUUCCGGCUCAGACAGUCUGUACGGGUUGUGCCCGGACACACUCAACUCUCUCGUUCUUUCUCUCCUUCCUGCUGUUGAUCACACCUACCCUGAGAUUGGAGAGCUGAGUUUGGUGGACAAUUCUCGAGACAUACGCUUCUACAUCCUCCAAGAGAUUGUUCAGGCCCUCAGGGAGUGUACAGGACUCUUCGUACCCAAGUACACUGAAGAGGAUUUCAAACUGGACGUCGACGCCGUGUUUGAGCUCGUACUACAAGAUCCAAAGUUCAAAGGUCUCAUGCAGGACAUGACUCACGAUGCAGCUGCCCUGGCCAUCCCUGAGGCCAUAAAUGUGCUCCACAAAUCCGUAGCCCCUGAUCGAGGGGAGCACCUGGAUGUUACCCCCGAGGGCUGUCUAGUGAUUGCACUGCUACAGCAAUGGCUAGUCCGUUUCUUGACCAAGAGGCUCAUGCAGAUGAUGACUUCAGAGGCGCUCAUUUUGCACAGGAACAAACUUCCCUUCUCUUAUUUAAAGAACUACCUCAAUUUCCACACUCAUUUCAGCCUGUCUAACCUCGUGGAGAGCUACCAUCAAGCUGUGGAGUCCACUGGACAGGACCCAUCGACGUGCCGCAGUGCUACCAAGGUCCUCUGCUACACCCGCUCCUCCCCCCUCAUCCACCAGCUGCCAGCCGAGUUCCCCUGCCCAUCUCUCGGCAAUAAAAUGGAGACCAGAGCUCGUGAAGUACUCGAGAAAUUUAUCUUCUCAGAAACCAACAAACUUGUGAUGUACAAACUAUCGAGUAUUCUCUCUCAGACAACUAUCCAGGACUUUAUUAGGAACUUCUUAGACUCCGAAACAGCGGAGGUGUGCUUGCUCGUUGUGAACAUGCAUGAGACCACUAAAGAGAUUGUUAAUCACGUUCGUAUCAUGAUUGAAGAAGCCGAAACUCUAUCAACUAGACGGACGACCAAGAUGUUUGUGAUGCUACUUCACUUCCCACCUUCUCAGUUUUACCAGCCUUGCUAUCCCUCCCUGUUCCUGAAGGGAUGGGACCACUGUUACCUGGAUACCAUUGCUCACAGUACCGUACAAGGAGUCAUUAACAUUAGAGACUGGUUCUGGCAGUGCUGUUUCCCUAACCAACCCUCUCAACUGGAAGAAGACACUCUGCUGAAAGCACUACUUGGUAUCUUGCCACAGUCUAUAUCGGUACUAGCCGCACGUGUGUUCUUUGGCUCGAGGCAAAACGGCUCUUUCAAUUCCACAAUGAAUGGUCUAGAACGUUCUAAGGCUCUCAAUGAGCUCCUGUUAAAGAAGGGACAUGGCGGGAUAACGGUCGGUCAAGUCCUUUGUGAGAAGUUUCGAGCGUAUUGGAAGCCAAGUGUCAUGGCCGAACACCUGGAGAAGGCAGCCAUCUUCUCAAAAAACAGAGAAUCCACACUCAACAUAACUGAGUCAAUUCAGACAAGCUUCAAGAGUCUGUUUUUGGAUUUCCUCGUUUACAUGAUUUCAAGAAUCAACGAAAACUACAAUAUUGACAUCAUUUUUGACUUUGACUGCUCUGAAGCUGUUCAAGACGUCUUCCUGGAGGUUCUGAGAGUGUUCCCGACUCCGAAGCUCUCUAAAGUCUCUCUUCUCAGCAACAGCCUACCACAACUAAAGCCACUGGUUUACACACCAAAGUUUCCCUUCUUUCGAAUUGUAUGCAAUAUAAUGGAAAAGGUUGUUGAGCAGAGUAGGGAAGAGGCUAACGUGAAACUGGACAUACUCAGUGACAUAACUACACCCCCUGAAAGCUCCCUAGAUCGGGCUGUGAGGUCCAUCAUGACCCCUCAGGAUAUUCUGGGUACUCUACAGCAAGCCAUCUCCAACAGGAUUACUGAGAAAAUGGAGGGCUCCACAAGCAAGCAGGUACUGGGGCUUGUUGCCAGGGCCAUGUCUGGUGAUGUGGAGCUGUGGACCAGAUACUUCAACGACUUUGUCCUGCACAAGCUUCGACUCGACUCUGAAGACUCGGCAGGUGGCAUUGCUCAGCAGAUGCUGUACACGUUCAUGAGCCAGCUGCAUUCGUUGGAGGCUUUGGAGAGGAUUAUCAAUCUCCAUGCCUACCUCCAUGUGUACCAGCUGGACCUGGCCAAGUUGGCGUCCAUUCUCAGGCCUCUCAACAAACUGCAUAAGCUCCAUAAAGACACGCCCAGCAUACAGGCCAGCGUCCUCACACCCGUCACGCCAGUUUCCCCCUCACGCAAGCUUCUCUCCAUCGUCCAACAAAACCAACUCCCUUUUGGCUCACCAGAACACCUCGCUACGUUUGUGGUUACCACUCUCUUUGACGCUUUGGCCGGCUUCCUCUAUACCAAAGAGAAGUCACGAAUAGAUGUAAACGACAGCAUGAUGAUCUGGCACAAUGUGUACAGAGAUGUGAUGACCCUGCCCAACCUCAAGCAGUACAUCUACUCAGCACUGGGGGUGGGAGGCACAGAGAUAGGGGAGAUCGAGGGACGUCUCAAUAUCAUGCAGACCACUUUCCUCACGCUACAGAUCAGCCCAGACCUGAAUCAAGAUGAGAAGGCCGUAAUGAAUGGACAGGACGUCUUCAGGGCUCUGUUUACCAGGCACUUUGAUGAAAACGUGGAGAUGAAGACUCAAUGCCCACGGUUACGUGCAGUGGUGCAUGUGCCCUUAGAGGUGACAUCUCCAACGGGCAUGUCCCUGAACUUUAACUCUAUGCCAAGUCGGAGUGAUGCCUCACGAGUCCUCCUCGAGGGUCUGUUUGCUCAUUUCUUCUCCCCCGAGAGAGGGCAUUAUCACUCGGACGAUAUCCGUUGGUUCCUGGAACUGGCCAAUUGUCAGAAGGAGUGGGGGAGUGGUCAACUCGAGGAGAGGUGUGGUGUUCUAUCAGCUGACUUGUCUGACGACCUUGUGACACAGCUGGAACAGAGCUUUAUGCCUGGCCUCACUGAUAUUCCUGAUGGCGUAACGAGCAUGAACAUAUUCAAGCUGUACCUGGGCCAGAUUCUUGGACAGUGUGACUCUCGCUCAGACAGUACAACUGACAGUGGCCCCCUACAGCUGUAUUACCAGCACCCCCGCAGUGAGAUAGGAGCUGUGCUCACCAGUCGCCCUGAGCUGGGGCCUCCGGGACCAUUCAUACCAAAGUUUUAUAAAGAGUGCACCUUCAUCAAUGUUAAGUCAAGCACUGAGAACCCCUGCAUGCAGCAGCCACUGGCCCACCUCUAUUUCCUCACUGUGCUGGAGCACCUGAUGAGCAAGCCAUACAAACUGUCAGGGCUUGUUCGAAUGGCCACGAGUAUAAACACUCUUUGCAUCUCCCAACCUACCAGUGAUGCAUCCAAGGCCGUGCUCUACAUAGAGCUACAGGCUGUCACACAAGUCAUAGCCCAGCAGCUGGCAUUGCACCUUGACCCCUCUGAGUCAACGAAGCUUGGUGAAGUUGUGAAUAUCAUCAAGGAGCUAAACCAGUUGAUGGAUGACGAUAUCACGGGAGGUGGUCCUGAGGGGGGUCAUGGGAUGGUGGUCGCACUACACCUGUUCAAACUGCUUAAGAGCUCCCGGAAAUUCACAGACCUCUUUAAGAAGAAGUAUGACAGUGUCCUUAAGGGGAUCAAUUGCCUGGAGCCAUUCUAUUGGCAGCUGCAGGCUUCCUCCGUGUCAUAUGCUCAUUACUUGCCAUUCAUGAUGCCAAGCGCUGAUGGAGAGAUGGCAACCAUAUUUAAUCAGGUUCUCAAGAUCAUGGCGUCUAUUCACAAGAGUGGGAAUAUUGAAGCCCUGAAAAACUUGGCUACUGAAUGUGCCCACUCAUCAAAGAGGAGUCCCAAAGUGCCAGCUGCCCAGCACACUGAUAAGAGGAAUACCUUCAGAAUGAUGGUGUGGCUGGUAGCCUACUACGAGUACUACUGCAAAAAGAUCCCUUCUAAUACCCUGUGCAAUGCCGUGGGUCAUCAAGACUUGGCUCCCUAUCUGAAGGAGGAGGGAUAUGUUCGAAUGAUUCAAUGCUUUCUCCUGCCAGAUCUAAUGAUUCAACGAAAGGAGGCACCAAACGCCCUCGGAGAAGAUGAGGUCGUUAUUGAGCUGACCCCUGACGGGACACAUCGACCAAUCAGACGAAGGGGCAAUGAGAUGGAUCCAGUUUAUGAACUGUUUGUGCCCAGUCACCCGGAACAACAAGACCAAUCAGAUGUUGACUUGCGUCACACUCUGGCCAAUAUGGUUGCCGUGGUAAUUGGCAGUCCUACCCGAAGCAACCACCUGUGGUUCCACAUGUUUGCUCCGGAGCAGCUGGUCAACACCUACAUGACUGGAUUCAUGUACAACUCCAAGAUCAGCCCUGAGGGCCUACUCUACGACUGUGGUGUGGAGCUUACUGCACAGGGAGAGUUUGGGCGUUCAGACUACACCAAACAUGCCACUCGAGGCACAUACACUCUCCACUCCCUCUACCUCCUUCUCUUAACCAACUUUGGAGCCUUCACCAUGUCACUAUUGACUCUCCCGGACGCAGAUGCCAGGAUACAUGGGCCACUGAUCUCAGACUGGCAGUCUGUACGCCACUACUGUGUGUCACAACUGAGGACUGUGUGGCAGCACUUGAGGAACAAUCUGGGGCUCUCUGAGGAGGAGAGGACAUUCUUUGUGAAUCGAUGUCUCAAGACCUUCCAUGAGGUGGUCAAUGGACCUCGUGAGCCGCUCGUCUCCCCCCAGCAGUUAGAGUCGGGUGAGCUGGUGAAGGACUCAGUGAAGGGGCUGUUUGUUAGUAGAGAAGAGCUUGAUGAUUACGAGAGGCUCUGGCACUGUCAUGUGUACCAACCAACAUGGAACCAGCUGCAAGACAAAUUUGCCGUUUACUCCAAACUCUGCCAAAACAUUCUCUUUGCUAAGUUGAGGUGUCUGGACAUCCACUACCCACACUUCCCGUCGGAGGCUGACUUCGUGCACCGAAUCGUUAGCUAUGGAGAGUUGGAGCAGCACUCGGAGGGUGGAGACUUGAGGGGGCUCUCAGAGUUUGCCCAGGGCUGGCGGGGGUUACAGGCAGGAGGACUGCUACUCCCUGACCUGGUCGAGUUCUACCGAUGGCUACAUACUGAGCUGUCCCACUUAGUGACGUACGAACGGACUACCACUGUAACCAUUCACAGAGUUGUGCAGCUGGCCGCCAAGAGGUACGGCUCACCAAUGGGUGAAUACAUUGUCGCCCUAUACGACAGAGUCAAGACAGGGUACAACGAUUACGUGGAUCUGAUCGGAGGUGCCAUUGGAGCCGGGGCGUGUGCGGCGCUUAAACAGGGGAAUAAAAUAUACACGAUCGCUGAUGACGUACCCCUCCUCCACUUCCUCACUGAUGUGGAGGAAGAAGAGCAAGGAAAUGAUUGGUUGUUCACGGUGAUAGCAGACAUUGUGAACACUCACAACCAAGCCAUUGAAAACCUCUACAACAUUGUCCACUCUCAGAAACAGCUGCAUCUUACGAGACUCCUCCCAGAGCAGCCGGCCAAGAUUCUCCCCACUGAGGUCACUGAGAAGAACUGCAUCGUCGGCACUUUCACAAGCCUACAUGGAGUGAGCAACUUCCUUCAGAUCAUUCGUAGUCGCUACGAGCCACCAAAAUUCAAGUCCUCUGACAAGAUCACACAGGGUCCAAGCAUGUCCUUUGCUCCCAUACAAACCAAGGACGAGCCUGAGUUCCAACUGAAGCACCUCGAGGAGGACUUAGUGAGACUGUUCAACGCAGGCAAGCCACUGAUUGAGUCACCUUCCUCCAUACGCACUCUGUUCAAGUUCAAGCAGAGCAUCAGUCCGGACGUCACCGUUCCUGAUGAUGUGAUUCGAGCCACCCUAGACUUGGAGGAGAUUGGUUACCGACUACCGGACGAGUACAAGGAGCCUCUCUCUGCCAACCUGAACAAGCGGUUGGAGUACGAGUUUCACUCUUGUGGUUACAACAACCUCAUUGAAAUCAUUACUGCUCUCAGGACAGUCUGUGGACACCUGGUCAAGGUCAUCAUGGAGGAUGCUCACCUGAUGAACGAAGAUGAAGAAGACCUGAACACACUCACUCUACCCCGAUUCAUGAUGGACUACGUCUACGAGCACCUUAGCGACCCACAGAGAGUGCUCCACGAGAUCGGCAUAACUCCACACUCCCUCAAACACUCCCAACUAACAUGCCUCAUCGAUAUCCCGCUACCCCAUGUGUUUGCUUGCUUCCAACGCUUUGUGCAGUGGAUGGAUAAUGGCGUGUACGAUUUCUGUAAUCUACCUCUGGCUAUAAAAGUGCAUCUCUAUGAAGAAGACGUGAUGUUUUUCGAAUUGGAACUGAGAGAGAAGUGGGCAGGAACUAGUAAAGAGCUAGAGUCGGAGGUGAAGCAGAUGAUUGAGGUACUCAAACACUCUGAGAAUGACAUCACAAGAACUGUGAAUAAGCAAGCUACAAGAGUGUCCAUCAUUAAGUACUUUAAGAACUUUCUUCUCAUUGAUGAAGAAGACAAGCUUCCCCCCCUCAUCCCAGAAACAGUGAUUCUUCAACACUACGUCCACUUCAGACUCGCACUAAGAAGGUUGUUGAUCAUGUUGCGAGCUGAGCUAGCGACAGGUGCAGACGCUCAGGCCCAAGGCAACCACUGGUCAGAGUUUGUGGCAGACCUUUGGAAUGCACAUCUGCCUCAUCUCAGAGAAGAAACAUACGGAGAUGGAGAAUUUGUGUUCGAUCCUUCUACGAAUCGCUACGGCUUUGAGGACCAAUCAGACUAUCCUAGUGACGAUGAGCUAUUCAUGCAAGACCUGGAGAAUGAUGGAUAUGAUGAGGUGGUGGUGGAAGGAUUCGGUAUUGACCUGGCGGAGGGAGAGUCUUUUGUAGAGGUGGAUGGCAGUGUCAGUCAAUCGCAGGUGACCCACUCGUACGAUCUGGCUCAGUCGACUGAUGAAGAGGAGGAGUCGGAUGUUGAAGAUGUGAUACUGUCCUCACAACCCAACGAGGAGGACCUGGCAUUGAAAUCAAGAUUCCAAGAAGACCCUGACUUCCAGAAGAAGAUAAUGUCCAUGGCACAGAGCAUCAUCAUGAAGAAAGAUAACGAAGAGUUAGCCCCCAAGGCCAGGACCUACACACCUGAAGAUGUUGGAGACUUCCUUACAAGCAUUAAGCUAGACAAGUACCGACAAGCGUUUGUUGAAGCUGAGGUUGGAGGGGACGUCUUGUUGGAUGCUGAUUGCGAAUUCCUGAAUGAACUCGGAGUCAACUCUCUUCUUGAUUGUGUUCGUAUCAUGACUCUAUUUCCACGGCGACUACAGGACACUGAGCCACGCCUCCCUGUCUCCGAAGUACUGAGGUUCUUAAAAGAAAAUAAAUUUGAAAAGUAUGUUGAGCUUUUCGAGAAAAAUGAGAUUGAUGGCGAUAUGAUGAUGGAUACAGAACAGGGACUGAUGAAGAAUGUGUUGAAGGAGAUUGGAAUAGUUGUGGUGGACAGAUUCAAGAUUAUGAGCAAGUUUAAAACUUUUGCUAGUAGUGAACUAUAAGCAAACUUUCCUAUAAUGAGCUGCACUAAUUAAGAAUUUUCUAUUGAUUUGGAUGUUUACAGAACAAUUGUUCUUAAGUAUAAUUAUUAUUAUAGUAUAAUUAUAUAUAGUAGUCUAUAACUUCGACAACAUCUGAUUAGGGACAUAA